Molecule: messenger RNA, 6234 nt
Organism: Amaranthus tricolor (Joseph's coat)
Lineage: Eukaryota; Viridiplantae; Streptophyta; Magnoliopsida; Caryophyllales; Amaranthaceae
Exons: 10
Coding region: 304-5640 (1778 amino acids)
Biological process (GO): actin cytoskeleton organization; positive regulation of Arp2/3 complex-mediated actin nucleation
Cellular component (GO): cytoskeleton
Molecular function (GO): protein kinase A regulatory subunit binding; Arp2/3 complex binding
Source: RefSeq, a predicted model, not a curated record
AGACAAUAAAUUCUUCUUCCUAACCCCUCCUUUUUUCAUCUCCCUUUUUACUGUCACUCUUUCAGUCUUCCAUUCUCAGCCACUUUCUCUCUCUUCUUUCUCUCACUUUAUAAAUUAAUGUUUUGCAGCCAUUUUCGCUGUCAUUUUUUGUUCAUGGUUGAUACCUUGAAAUGUGAGAAAAGAUCGUAAUUUCAUCAUCAUCAACAACAAUAUCGUCAAACACAUCAUCAUCAGACGAAGAAGAAGUUGCAGAGUCAAUUAGGGUUUGCAAUUGAAGUUUUUUGAGUGUGAAAAGGAGAUAGAAUGCCAUUAAAUAGGUAUCAAAUACGAAAUGAGUAUAGUUUAGCGGAUCCAGAGUUGUAUAAAGUUGCCGAUAAAGAUGAUCCUGAAGCUCUUCUUGAAGGUGUUGCCAUGGCUGGCCUUGUUGGCGUUCUUCGUCAACUCGGUGACUUAGCAGAGUUUGCUGCCGAAAUUUUCCAUGACCUGCAUGAAGAAGUUAUGGCUACUGCUUCUAGAGGUCACGGAUUGAUUGUUCGUGUCCAACAACUUGAAGCGGAAUUUCCUUCAAUAGAAAGGACACUUCUCUCACAAACUAGUCAUACAUCAUUUCUGUACAACUCAGGUAUUGACUGGCAUCCUAAUCCUCGUAUGGAUCAGAGUGUGGUUACUCAUAAAGAUUUACCACGCUUUGUAAUGGAUUCCUACGAGGAGUGUCGUGGUCCUCCUCGUCUCUUUCUUCUUGACAAGUUUGAUGUCGCUGGUGCUGGUGCGUGUUUGAAACGAUUCACCGAUCCAUCAUUCUUUAAAACGGAAUCAACAUUGUUGAGUGGUAGAAAAUUAGAAGGUCAGAGGGAAAAGAAGACUCGAAGAGUAAAGAAAAGAGGACUACGCGGGAGAAAUGGAGAUACUCCAGAAUCCUUUCCAUCGUCACAUGCCAAAUUGCAUCAGCUAUUUCUGGAAGAGCGUAUUGAGAGCGGUAUCAAUGAUCCUGCACGCCGUGUGAAGCUAAAGAAGAGGCAAUUUACUGGAUCUUUGUUCAAUCAGGAUAAUGUGAGAAGUUAUAUGGAGAAAUUUUUGGAUACUAGUCCGCAGGAGCAAAAAGUUCUGCAUGAAAUAUAUGUUGACCCUCUAGCACUGACUUGGACAUCAGAUAAUGCUUGUGAAGCAGGUCUUGAAAUAGUGGAAAUUGGUACCGUUAGUCCUGUUAAAGAACCAAUACAGACUGACAGAAGCUUAUGUUCUUCACCUGAUGCUGGGGAUAUGGUGGUCAAACCAUCAUUGGAUGACUUUUAUAAGGACAAAAAUUUAACAAGUGACAAUGAUUCUAUAGAAGUGACUGGACUCAAUCAUGAAAGCCAUGAUGGUAGCAUAUCAACUAUCUCGAAGGUAGUGAGUGGUGAAGAAACGGCAGAUAGAGAAAGCAAGUCAGAAGUGAGUGUCAAUGAUGCUGCUAGUGAGAUUGAUAAUUAUGAGGAUGCCCUUGCUAAUAUAGAGUCUGAAAUUGAAACAGAUUCUGAAUGCAAGGAAAAUCAACAUUACAUGAACCUGAAACCCAUUGUGAUAGAUUCUGAUGGAAGUGAAAGGAAUCUGAAGCUCCAAAGUAUAUCUUUGGACUCUCAAUCAAUUGGAAACUCACUUAUGUCAGAAGAUGGCGACAAUUUUUCCAAAGAUAAAGAUAUUUCUUCAUGUUCAGUUAGUGUGAAAACUUUGAAUGAGACUGUUCCUGAUCUUGAUGCAGCAGUUAUGGCGGCUCCUACUGCCCAAACCUAUAAUUCAGAUUUGGACAACAGGUCUUUUGAUCAUUUUUCCACUACCGAGGAGAUUGUCAGAAAAGAAAGACAACAUGCUGCAGCAUAUUCUAUUCAUGCUAAAGAAGAGGAUGAGCAGGAGUUUGCUGAAGCUUCAAACACUUCAUAUCUUGCAGAGUCAACUAAGGUGGAUAUGCCUGUAGAUAUGGAAGGUAGUCCAAAGAAAACUCACUUUCCAGACCCAAAGUCCAAAGACUCUGUUAAGCGUUUUUCUAUUUUGGAAGAUCAAGAGCAUACUAUUCAACCUGGUGUCUUAUCAUCAGAUGUAACAUAUCUAGAAGCUUACGAGGAUAGUGGACAUUCUUUUAGUGCACAGUCAAAUCAUGAAAUGGAAGAAUCUCAUAAAUUGCCUUGUUCACCAGUUGGAAGACAUGAUAACAAAUUGGGAAUGACAGAUACAACUUUGUGUUCAAAUGGUGAAUCUCCAAAUAGACAUCUAUCCAUUUUCGAUCCUGUAUAUUUGGAAAAAACGAAGUUAAUUGAUGUGGCUUGUGAAAAAGAAUUGUAUAUUCCUUCAAUUCAAGAGAACCCAAAAGAUUUAUUUUGUGUCUCAGAUUCCUCAACGAGUCCUGGAAUUCAAGAGAUCCCCCCUGGAACAACUAAUUCUGUCAAUUUAUGCUCUCCUAAUUUUGCUGCUGGAAAUCUUCCUUGCUUGUCGCAAGAUCCUAUUAUUGAAAAUAAUAUUGCUGUUCAUGAGGAGAGAGUAUCUUCUGCUUUGUCUGUUGUUGAAGCUACUACUUUACCUACGAUUUCCAACCAGCUACACAUUUGUGCUCGAGAAGUCUCAUCGGAUACUGAAGCAGGAGAAAUUGCUGAAAAUGGCUCUUUGGAAGCUGAUAUAGAUGUUGUGUCUUCUAGACUAGAAACCAGUAAUAAUAAUUCAGGAUUGGCUGAUGAAAAUAUUGUGAAUGGAGCUGUCAUGGUUGGAAAGCCAUCACAAAUUUUAGAUCUUCUGGAAACGGAAUGUCAACGGCUUAACUUUACCUCAGAGACAACUGAUGCUACUCUAUCGGAACUUUCACAAGAUGAAGAUCGUAGGCUGAAUUCCAGGAAUAUUACAGGUACUGGAUGCUCUGUCUCUGUUGGUGGGUAUGAAGAUGAAGCUACUCUUGUUGCUGGUUUGUUAGAAAGAGAAAAUGUCUGUAAGGAUACUAAUUUGAUACAUCCAAAUCAGUCGAAGGUUUCUGAGCCAGAUAUUCUUGUGGUUGUGGAUGGUCCUGCAUCUCAAGCCGAGAUUGUGCGUGGCGAAGCCAGUUCCAAUCAUGCUCUAUCUGAUCAGCUUAGUGGCCUCGAAAAGAUCUUUUCUCACGAUGCAUCUUCUCUUAGUAUACCUUUCAAACACACUAUUGAUAGCGAUUAUAUAAUGGCAGCUAAAAAUGAUUUUGAUUUAGAUCAUAAUGAGGAAAAGGUGAAGCAUAUGGAAAUGGUUGCUGAUGGUCCUGGACAAGUUGAUGUCAAGGAUGAUAAUGGUAUAGACACUAUGUCGUCAUCUUUGUCUCUACAUCCCGACAAGCUUCACGGAGCCCCUGAUUUAGUCGGUGAGGAAUUCUGUCACAUAGAUCUUGUUCCAGAUACUUGUGUUAAAUCUGCUGCCAACUUGUGCAGCAUGUCUUCUGAUGAUUCUCCAUUGAUAUUACAUGACGAUCUACUGCCUGAAGAUGUCAAUAGUGAAAAACUAGAUGCAAAAGUUCCACUAGCUUCUGAAAAUGAACAUGACCAUGUAGAGUCGAUUCCCACUCAACUAAACGAUUUGCUUGAAGUAGAACACCGGAAGUCAGUUAGCCACAAUCCUUUAACACCUCAAUACGUACAAAAAGAACAAAGUGAUGCCAUUUGUUUACAUUAUGAUGACCAAUCAGCGGUGUCAAAAGCUUCACCACAAUCAGGUGGGCAAGGGCUGGAGACCUCCAAUGCUGUCUUCCAGGUUAAUGGCAUACUUAAUGGUGCUAAUGAAGCCUCUGUGGUAGAGAGUUCUGAUCAACCUCUCUCUACCCAAGGUUUUCCUGAUCUUGAAGUGCGUCCAUCUGAACCUCGAAUCAACUUAGAACCACCGUCUGCUCUCCCUCCUUUGCCUCCUAUGCAAUGGAGACUGGGCAGGUUCCAAAAUUCUUCUGCUGCUCCAAUGGAGAGGCAAAUGCUGCAGCAUACACUUGUUCCGGUCCAAGUCCAACCAGUGAGCAUGCCGACUAUGCACCAUAACCUUGCUUCAGUACAACCAAUGAGCCUACCAUCGUUACAUCAUACACUUGCUUCUUUCCAACCUGUGCCCUUACCAACAGGAAACAGUUUGCAUCCUGCAGUACCAUCAGCAACCCUGCCAACAACCCUACCAGCGGUGCAUUAUACCUAUACUCCUGUCAGACCAGUGACCCUACCAACUAGUGGAUACGGAAUUGAGGGUAUUGGUCAGACAUUCACAAGUGAGGGACUGAUGGGAUAUUCCAAUGGAUAUAUGGCACAGCAUGGAGUCUUAACCUUACCAAUGUCUGGUGGAGUUUCUGAUGGUUUUUUCCAGCUAAACUCAAGUGUGGCUGGAAGACAAGAGAAUUCACUGUCUACUGUUCCUCUAACAUCCACGACUUUGGAUGGUUAUGUGACGCAGCAAGGAGUAUAUCCAUUACCAAUGCCGGCUGUGGUAUCCGAAGUUUCUUGCCAGAAUAACAUUAAGGGACUUGGACGAGAAGGCAAUGUGCCGUCCAUGGUCUCUUUAGCCUCAACAAGGUCAUUGGACGGCAUGAAGAUCUCUGAAGGGCCCUUUCAGCCUAAUUUGGUUCACUCUGAAUCAGAAUCAUCAAUUGAAGGCCACUUUUCUAAGAAUACUUCUAAAAUAGAGCCGAAAAUGAAUAUUGAAUCUAUUACUCAGAAUAUGCUUGGACUUGAUUCCCAGGUGCUGGAAGAGGAAGCAGGAAAGUAUCGUAUACAUCCCUUACUUUCAUCCACAGAGGAACAGCCAUCCUCCAGUUUGGUGGCUCAUGAGGCAGGGAUGACAUGGUUGAGUGCAUAUGAUGGGAUUUUAACUCGUGAUGCAGAUGGCACUACAAAUGGAACUCUCCAGAAGAAGCCUCCCAGACCUAGAAAUCCUCUCAUUGACGAAGUUGUUGCUAUUGACAAAAGCAAGUUGAGAAAGGUAGAAAGGGUGAAACCACAGUCGGAAUCAAAACCGGAAGAGGGUGAGUCUCUUUUGGAACAAAUGCAAUUGCGAAAGGUUGAAAGGUCCAAGUUAUCGGCAGAAUCAAAAGUGGAAAGAGAAAAUUUACUGGAACAGUUGCAGCUAAGAAAAGUGGAGCAAAGGGUUAAACCACCAGUCGAACAAAAAUUAGAAGAAAAGGAGUUUUUACUUGAACAGCUACAGUUGAGAAAGGUAGGAGUAAGGAUUAAACCACCUAGUGAGCCAAAAUCUGAAGAGAGGGAAUUUUCACUAGAACAGUUGCAGUUAAGAAAGGUAAAGGAAAAGUCUAAAAAAGAUGUUGAGCCAACAGUAGAAGAAACUGGAUCCCCUCAGGCGUAUUUGAGGAAGGUCGGAGUAAGGUUUAGACAGGAGGUUGAAGCAAAAGCUGAAGAAACAGAAUCACCACGUGUGCAGUUGAGAAAGGUUUCCGAAAGGGCUCAGCUUCCGGUUGUGGAAAAGACAGAAGAGAGAGACUCGCUAUUUGAACAGAUAAGAAAUAAGUCAUUCAAUCUGAAGCCAGCAGUUGCUGCUAGACCGAACAUUCAAGGUCCAAGAACAAAUUUGAAAGUUGCUGCCAUUUUGGAGAAAGCAAGCACUAUCCGCCAGGCAAUGGCUGGAAGCGAUGAAGAAGAUGAUGCAGAUAGUUGGAGUGAUGAUAGUUGAUACAGCUGCCGAUGCUGUCAUCGUCAAUACGCUAGAUGAAAGUAUAUUCACCAUAUUAGUAUAUAGAUGGUUGUUUUGUUCCUUUCACCUACAUAGAUAUAUAUGUGUAUAGUGUUUUUCUCUCAUUUUCUCGUGCCAUCUCAUAGAAACGCAAUCUAUACAUGUGAGUUGCCUGAGGUCCAGCGUGCAAGCGCAUCCACCGGUUUGUCCUUUGUAUAAUUCAAUGUUCAUAUUAACUUGUAUUAGGUUUUUUUUUUCAAAUUUUGGCAAUAGAUGUGUGCCAACAGAAUGAUGUAUAUCCUUGCUCGAUUUUUGUCCAACACUUUUGGUUCUUAUAUCAAGGACGAUUGUCUGCAUAUUCCCUUUCCUCCAUUCUUUUCAUCUUUGGGUAAUGGGUAACAAUAACACCAUAGUCCUACAUGUGUUGGUCUCGUAUAUGCUCCUUUCGUCUCUCUCGAUUUGCAUUAAUUUUUAUUUCAGAUGGUCCCAUUUAUUUUACUAACAUUUAAUUUAUUUAAAAUUGAACUUUACAAUAUUUUAUAAUUUCAUCUACACAUUUUAAUCUCUUUUUCAUUUAAUAUUACAUUUGUCACA